Molecule: messenger RNA, 1732 nt
Organism: Mytilinidion resinicola
Lineage: Eukaryota; Fungi; Ascomycota; Dothideomycetes; Mytilinidiales; Mytilinidiaceae
Exons: 1
Coding region: 117-1418 (433 amino acids)
Cellular component (GO): mitochondrion
Source: RefSeq, a predicted model, not a curated record
AGUGCCAAGACAAGACAAGACAAGACGUCGUUUUCUCCAGAAACGACCUCUGUUUUCUCUGCGCAGCUCACGAAUGUGUAUUUGUACAAUAUCUAAUUCAGCCUUCCUCUCAUCUGAUGUCUUUGCCUACGACUACCUUCCGGACCUUGUCUUCUCCGCGUGUUCAGCGACAGCUCACUGCGAAACCUGCCACACUCCUGCCGUUCCUCUAUCAAACGCCAACGAUCCAACAAUGUCGCAGUAUUCGUACGCCCCGCCAUGAAUCUAACUCUACCGGUACCCCAUUUGAUUGGGUUAACGGUGAAAAAAGCGCGGGCGAAACCCUUCCACCGUCGAUUGAGGAAGUAGCUUUCCACCGGCAGCGCCCAACUACCAUCACGGACACCGAACGCAAGGCUUUCCUAAAGCUAUAUAACAAUCUUGGGCAAAGCGCAUCGAGCAAUGCCCCCGCAUCUCAAGAUGAUGCAGCUACGACCUCAGAAGGAUCCAAAGCCUCUCCAAAGCCUCUCGAUACCAUCUUCCAAAAUGUUCUCCAGAACAGCGUGUCAGCUAGGGAUAAAAACGUACAAGCACGAGCGCAGCGUAGCAAAGCCUUGAGUUUUGCAAAAGAAGCGAGAUCGAUGGUACCGAAGUUCGAUUCAAGGACGGUCGAGCUGAACCAAGAGGACGCACACCGACUCCAGGGGCUGCGGAAGCUACAAGAAGAGCAGUACAAGAGGAUCACCGAAAUGCUGUCAGCUACGAAGACCGACACAGAGCUCUGGGACAUCCUGGAUAGGGAAGUGCUUACUUUGAUCCGUAAUCUUGAUUUGGAUGGGACAUCUGCAACAAAAAGCAAGAAGAAGCCUAGGACCAAGGGGAAGAAAUCUGCGGAAACGAGCUCCACGCCCACAAUACCAACAGAAGCAGAACCAACAGAAGUAGAACCAACUGCUGCCAGUCUCUCCGUCAUCGGCCCCAACUUUUCCUCCCUCCUCGUCACUGCCGUCCGUCAGCUCCGCCAGGAAUUCCCAAACUCCUCCCUACCCCUCAAUCUCAUCCCGACCGUCAAAGCCCUCGGCCGCGGAGCGUAUGUGCUCGGCGCUAGUACCCUCCUCUACAACGAGCUUAUCAAGAUGGCUUGGAUAAAAUACGCAGACUUGCAAUACGUGGAGGAGUUGAUUCAGGAUAUGGACAACGGGGGUGUAGAUUUCGACGAGAACACGCUCGAGAUGCUCGACGCGAUGAAUUUGGAGGGACAGGAUGCGCGGGGUCAGAAGUAUGGACAUCUCGUCGCAGCGGUCUGGAGUUUGGACCGCUUCGUUGGCGGAUGGGCGAAGCUAGAGAGGUGGAGGAUCACGAUUACGGAAAGGUUGCGAUCGGAUGCGCUCAGGAAUGCGAACUCAGGGAAGUUGGCACGUUUCGCGCGAGGAGAUUAGUCUGCUCGGACUUAGGUGCUAAUAGCAGAGCGUCUCAAUGUAGUAUUAGAAUUGUGUAAGUAUAUGAAACCACGUUUUCUUAAACAGUAUAUAGAGCGUCUAGAGCUGGAACUGAAGGUGAACUUGACUGCCGGAUUGCCGGGGCCUUUACCUAAGUAUCAUCUUAUUCUCCCCAGCCUCUGUAAUAGUCGUUGGGUCUUUAUCCUCAUCAUCGCUCCUGUAAGUAUCUUCUCCUAGGUAAAGGUUCAAGUUAUGCUCGCUCUCUCCUCGUCCUCGAGAGAACAUUUUCUGCAUUCUCGCUAUGUUCUCAAGCC